This is a messenger RNA of Physella acuta, 2313 nucleotides long. RefSeq lists its product as uncharacterized. The record is from RefSeq and is a predicted model, not a curated record. NCBI's taxonomy places the organism in Eukaryota, Metazoa, Mollusca, Gastropoda, Physidae.
GGCUCGUAUAAAACCGAAGGGGCGCAUUACUUUCUGGAACGUACUGUUGCAUGUCCCAAGGUUCGUGGCGCUCAAAACUAAAAACCUGCCAAUUUUUAGUUAGUCAUUUCGAAAAGAAAGUAAACAGUGAUUUAGUUUUUCUCAAAGAACUGAGUAGGGCCGCAUUUUAGAACGACUCACCAAAGUUGACCUUUGCAACAUUACAUUCACUGAUAAAAAACAAAAUGGCGGUUUCGCAGAAUUUGUUACUACUGCUCGUUGCGGCUGUCGGCUGCUGCUCGUCUGCCAGCAUCGCCGGUCAAGGUCAGGAAAAGCAGUUGACAAACCAAGGGUUAUCUGCCCACAACUUGCAGAGCUGGGACGACUGGGUCAAGAAACGAAACGGGGCUCCCUGGGUCACUUCCGGCCUCUCUCGGGACAAGCUUCAGCAGUGGAAGGACUGGGCGUACAAGCGAGGCUUCGGUGACGUGGUGCCAGACGAGCAGUUCGGGACGCUGGACAAGACCCGCUUCCAGGGAUGGAAGGACUGGGUGGCCAAGCGAGGGGACGGGAAAGGCUUCAGCGAGGCCAACAACGACGAGCUGCUACGGUGGAACAACAUGAACAGCCUCCAGAGCUGGGAGGACAUGAUCAAACGACACUUUCCUUACGACUCGACGGGCCUCAACGGUUUAAACACGGGGGAUCUCCAAUCUUGGCAGGAUUGGAACAAACGCUUCCAGACCUUCGGUGCACAUUCUCUCGACAGCAAUGGCGACCUCAUGAGUUGGGGCGACGCUGAGAAGAGGUCUGCCGACAAGAGAUUCAAAACAUUGGGUGCUUUUGGUACUCAUUCGAUGGAUGGGAACGACGAUUUGAUGAGUUGGGGGGAAAAGAAGUCUGCCGACAAGAGAUUCAAAACAUUGGGUGCUUUUGGUACUCAUUCCGUAGAUGGGAACAACGACGACUUAAUGAGUUGGGGAGAAAAGAAAUCUGCCGACAAGAGAUUCAAAACAUUGGGUGCUUUUGGUACUCAUUCCAUGGAUGGGAACAACGACGAUUUAAUGAGUUGGGGGGAAAAGAAGUCUGCCGACAAGAGAUUCAAAACAUUGGGUGCUUUUGGUACUCAUUCCGUGGAUGGGAACAACGACGACUUAAUGAGUUGGGGAGAAAAGAAGUCUGCCGACAAGAGAUUCAAAACAUUGGGUGCUUUUGGUACUCAUUCCGUAGAUGGGAACAACGACGACUUAAUGAGUUGGGGGGAAAAGAAGUCUGCCGACAAGAGAUUCAAAGCAGCAAGUGCUUUUGGUACUCAUUCCGUAGAUGGGAACAACGACGACUUAAUGAGUUGGGGGGAAAAGAAGUCUGCCGACAAGAGAUUCAAAACAUUGGGUGCCUUUGGUACUCAUUCCAUGGAUGGGAACGAUGAUUUGAUGAGUUGGGGAGAAAAGAAAUCUGCAGACAAACGAUUCCAGAAUUUAGGCGGUUUCGGAAUGCAUUCCCUGGACAACUCCGGUCACCUGACGAGCUGGGAGGACGGCGCCAAACGAACAGACGACAAACGACGACUGGUGCGUCUACCGCAAGCCUUCGGCAACCACAACAAGCUGUUUACCAGCGACCUCCAGGACUGGACGUCUUUCGACAGUUCCAAACGUAGCAAGGCUGACGCAGCAGUCAGGCAGUAGAUUGUUUGCCAGCACAACUGUGUCCCCACCCCCCAGGGUUCACGUCCAUCCACCCUGCGGGCUGCAGACGUUUUAAAUUAAAACGCAAAUAAUUUAUUUGUGUGUGUCAAUGCGUCAGUGUUACCAGCAACUAAAUAGACUCAGUUUAUAUUUCGUUACAAUCCCUCUAAUUUAGCACAUUUUACUCGCACAAGAAAUUUUUAUGAAACUUUGAAACUCAAAUAGCUCUGUCGUAUUUUUAAUUUCAUACACAGUUUCGUGAUACAAGCAGAAACUAUUUCAUCGAGAUGACCCCAGAAAACUAAUUACACUGUUUAACACUGUUUAACCUCAAACUUUGGUAAUAUCAUGGGUUAAAUUUAUUUCCAAAAUGUGUGUAAUCUUUCCUCAGUUGUAUUCAUGCUUUGCCAGUUCCUGCGGUUUGCUUGGCUUUGUUGUUUAUAUAGCAACUAGAUACACACUGUAACUAUCCUGGUGUUCAGUGCAUCCAAAUAAUACAAGCCUAAGUGCACCCAAAUAAUACAAGCCUAAGUCUAACCUUUGAGUUGAUCCACUAAAACCCUAACCUCAGUUUAAACACUGUAUACUCUGUAGCUAUAUUUUUGAAAAUGAAACAACGUUUAUUAAAUAAAAUGUGAUUACCGCC